CAGGACGGGGAGGAGGCAGCGGCGGGAAAGGUGGCGGCAGAAGUCCGGCGUCUCGUCAUAGAUUCACGUCGCCCGUGGGACGCGGGAAUGGUGAAAACGCAACUGGAGGACCGAUUGCGAUUUCCAUCAGCGACAGCCUGUCUCGCGGCGAGAGUCGUGGCAGCAUACCAAUUGCAAAAAGGGCGGGAUCUCGUGGGGGUGCUUUCCCCGACAGCCCCCGGGGACGGUUACGAGGCAGUGGCGGUAAAGGUGGCGGCAAGAACGAUGUUGCUCCCAGAAUGAUAGAGAUCACAAAACAAAUAGGCGACUGCGCUAAGGCAGGCAACGUUACGGGCGCAGAACGUGUCUUCAACAGCAUGCAAGCCGAAGGCCUGGAGCCGGAUGUCCGCGCUUACUGCGCGCUCAUGCGCGCGUACGCAAAACGUGGCGACGGCCCGGGCGCCGGACAGGUUCUUGGCCGAAUGAUGGACGCAGGCUUGAAACCGGACGUCGUUAGCUACAAUAUCCUGAUUGGCGCUUACGCUAGGAAUGGCAAUGCUCAGGGUGCAGAAAAUGCUUUGAAAGCAAUUGAAGUCGCAGGCCUAGAGCCGAACGCCCUCAGCUACAGCACGGUUAUAGAUGCUUACGCUGAGAGUGGCGAUGCUGAGGACGCGGAGAGUGUUUGGCAAAGGAUGAGAGACGCGGGCGUGAAGCCCAACGGCGUCAGCUACACUGCCUUGAUGACUGCUUACGCUAAAUGUGGCGAUGCUUGGCGCGCAGAGGAUGCUCUGGAAACGAUGGCGCACGCGGGCCUGGCGCCGGGCGUCUUCUUCUACAACUUGCUCAUGCGCGCGUACGCGAAAUAUGGCGACGCUCCGGGCGCCGAAAAGGUUCUUGAUCGAAUGAUGGACGCAGGCUUGGAGCCGAACAUCUUCAGCUACAACGCCCUGCUGGACGCUUACGCGAAAGGUGGCAACGCUGAGGGCGCAGAGGAUACUCUGAAAAGGAUCGAGCGCGUCGACUUAAGGGCGGACGUCUUCACCUAUACCGCGCUAGUUGACGCGUACGCUGUGAAAGGCGACGCCGCGGGCGCUUGGCGUGCUUUUCAAAGGAUGAAGGACGCAGGCGUGGCGCCGGAUGUCGUCACCUACAACACUCUGAUGAAAGCGCACAUAAAAGCGGGCGGCGCGAAGGGCGACGCCGACAUCGUUCGCAAGGGCAUCGAUGACGUCUUGGCCUUGAUGUCUGAGGACGAAAAGUUGGUGGAAGGGCCUGACGAAGAUACCCUCGGUCUGAUGUUGGGGUAUUAUUCGAAGACGGGCAGGGAAGAGCAGGCCAGACAAGUUCUUGCACUUCGUGAAGCGCGACUUCUCCAACAAAAUGUGUAGGGCAAAUGAAUGACCACUGAAAUUCAUUGAAUGAAUGUGAUCUAUGUCGUGUAAACCUUUAGUAGUGAAAGCGCUUCCCGUUUUCUCCUUCAGACCUGGACUGAUUUCAUGUAAAUGGAGCUUGGCAUGACAAAUUUAAAUUUUCAUAUUUUCGCUUUCAGUUUUAAGUAUCCAACUCCAAGGAUACUCAAUUCCUAGCACCGUAGUCUUCUUCUAGAAUGCAGCUACAUUACAAUCGAGUCAAGAAAACCCUCUGUCGUUUUCAACCAAUUGCAAAUUUUAUUUAUGGCGCUACGCUUUUUCUUUUACCAAAGCCAAAGCGAUUUUAGGUUACCCCUACGCUUUUUACCCCUAUGCUUUUAGGUUACUUGUUUGCCAAGAACAGUUAUGGUCGUACGAGGGCGCACCAAGCACGCACGUACAGCAGAACGGUCAACGGGAUCGGCCCCCAGUAGUCAGAAAAGC
Molecule: messenger RNA, 1832 nt
Organism: Amoebophrya sp. A120
Lineage: Eukaryota; Dinophyceae; Syndiniales; Amoebophryaceae
Source: the annotation of a GenBank genome assembly